CACUGUCAAGCGCAGCCUCGAUACACGGUAUAUACCACGUGGACAGCUCUUCCCGACGCACGGAAGCACGAAACCCCACCCACAACGACCAGUGGCAGCAUCAUAGCAGCCCCAGCAUUCUACACCCACGUUAUUGAAACAUCAAGAAACAAUGUCCCCCAAGAAACACGUUGUCUUCGACGUAGUCGGCACCUGCGUCUCCUUCGACGCCUUCUACAACUGCAUUGACCGAGUCAUCGGCGACAAACUGCGGGCGCAAUGUAUCACGCCCCAUUUCUUUGGGUUCAGCUGGAUGACCGCUGCCGAGCUGGAAUUCACCUUCUUAUCCAUCUCAGAACGCUAUAGGCCCUACAAAGACGUUAUCACGGCGCUGUUCUAUCGGACGUUACACAUGGCGGGCGUGGAGGACCCGAGGUCGUUUGCCACGGAGGCUGAGAGGGACCAGUGUGUGCAGGGGUAUUCGGAGUUGGAGCUUAGACCUGGUACCCGAGAGUGUUUUGCCAAGUUGAGAGAGGCGGGCUUCACGGUCUGGUGUCUUACGACUGGGGACACGAGACGUGUGAGAGGGUAUUUUGAGCGCGCCGGGGUGGAUAUGCCGUUGGAGAACUUCAUUAGUUGUGACUCGCAGGGGGUGGCUAAGCCGGCGCUGGCGGCGUAUAGGCCUGCCAUGGAGAGAUUUGCGGAAGAGGAUGUCAAGUGGUUUGCGGCGGCGCAUAUGUGGGAUGUUUCGGCGGCGGUUAAGGUCGGAUUCAGAGGGGCAUAUUGUACGGUGUAUGAGAAGGAGUCGUGUGCGGAGAUUUUUGACACACAGAUGGAGGUGUUGGCUGAUUCUUUGCCUAACAUGGCAGACAAGAUUAUUGCAGCUUCAGGGUAGUAUUUUUAGAUGUUAAUGAUAAUGAAAGAAAUGGAGCCACAGUAACAAGUAAAAACUC
This is a messenger RNA of Aspergillus pseudonomiae, 932 nucleotides long. RefSeq names its product putative 2-haloalkanoic acid dehalogenase. NCBI's taxonomy places the organism in Eukaryota, Fungi, Ascomycota, Eurotiomycetes, Eurotiales, Aspergillaceae. The record is from RefSeq and is a predicted model, not a curated record. Bases 152 to 874 code for a protein of 240 amino acids. The transcript is spliced from 2 exons.